AUGAAUGUGCUCUCGUUAUCUUGGCUGGCGAGCCGUGUGCUGUACAUAUUCGUGUACAUUUGGUAUCAGGAGACGGAAAAGCUUGCCCCGGGGCAGGCACCGCUUCGUUUCAAAAUAUGGUCGGUUGGCGCAAUGCUGUGCAUGUCCAUGUUUGUUUUAGCUGGACUGAAGUCCUGA
This is a messenger RNA of Colletotrichum higginsianum IMI 349063, 177 nucleotides long. RefSeq lists its product as uncharacterized. Lineage: Eukaryota; Fungi; Ascomycota; Sordariomycetes; Glomerellales; Glomerellaceae. The record is from RefSeq and is a predicted model, not a curated record. Gene Ontology annotation, cellular component: membrane. The transcript has a single exon. The coding region runs from base 1 to 177 and encodes 58 amino acids.